Molecule: messenger RNA, 2304 nt
Organism: Aspergillus glaucus CBS 516.65
Lineage: Eukaryota; Fungi; Ascomycota; Eurotiomycetes; Eurotiales; Aspergillaceae
Exons: 3
Coding region: 1-2304 (767 amino acids)
Source: RefSeq, a predicted model, not a curated record
AUGAAAAUAUCUAGUACGUAUCUUGUGCUGCUGACGGCUGGGGUUUAUGGGGUAGAUGCGAGAGGUAGUUUCCUCCCAAGCUCUCCAUCUAUCUUUGGCACCAACAUUGAUACUGCAGAAGCGCUCCAUACCGCUACCGUUAAUUAUAAUGGAGAGGACCGUACCUUGUUACCCCAAAACAACUACAAUGGCUGGGUCAACCCUGAAGAUUUGGCUCCUAUGCCACAGUGCAUCGCUCAGCAAGAUCAAUCCACCUGGCUGAGCACCAUGACGAAAUCUAUCUGCACCCACCAUCAAUGGCUCACUCAGCUCAGCUGUCUCAGCGUUGCAUUUUCCCCCAACGUUAUCGAAAGUUAUUUCCCAUACUGUGGUAGAUCAGUACUCGCCAAAGCGCAGUUGUAUCAAUGGGUUCGUAACAUCACCGGUCGAACGUGGCUUGUCGAUGUUGGCGACGCGAAUGAGUUGCAAAAUCUCUCCCCAGCCUCCCUAGCUGAAGGGUACGCAGCCUUUGACGUGGUUUACAAUGCACCAACAUGCCUGACCGGCUCGGUUUCUGCUCUAUGGAUGGAGCCAUUUCAACAUGUAAUGGCCUCCUGUAGUUUCACAAGCACUACCCAACACACCGGAAAUGCUGCUCGUCCUUGGGAAUAUAGUGAAUCCCUACGGUCCAUGAUCACUCUGGAUUCUGAAACUGUUGGUUACAAUCUCGUCCGGCAUCGCAUCAGAGAUGGCGACUAUUUUGAUAAAGAUUGCUUCUGCAGCGCCUUCACUAUAGAUCUCAAAAAGGAACCCUGUUCAGGGUCAGGACAAUUGGACUUCACGAAAGAGCGCCUCUGGAUUAAUGCCACCUGUGGGUCGACGUCCUUACCCGAUAACUGGACGGACAUACUCAAAACCACACAAUUCGCGUACAUUCCCAUCGAAGAUUGGCACUGGCCCAUGUGUGUCGCGGAUAUGCCGAAGCAGGUGAUCAAGCUUACUGAUCAGUGUGCAACUGAUGCUUGUGAGCUCGACUCAAGUGGCUACUGCAAAGUCAAGCGCGCAGUCGACAGGGCUUGCUUUUGCCGCAGCAUCAGCUACGAUUCCUGUGGAGGUUCGUGCAAGAUAUUCGAGACCAGAAUAGACUAUAUCAAGUGGCUCCAUGAUCUCUGUGACAAUGUGCAAGACUGGCACGGUCUGCCAGAUGAUUGGCGCCAAUUAGCCGCCCCUACCCCUAUCGACAUGAUUCCAUGGCGAUGGACUAUCAAGCCAUCCAACAAUUCAGACAUUGCCUAUAUCACCCAUUUGGGAUACAUCAGGGCAACGGAAACAUGUGCCUCAAAUGAGUGGAAGCUCGGAAGCUUUGCUCUAGUCAAUGUAGCUACUUUCCUUGUAGCAUUUCUCAGCCAGAGAACAAGCAUACAUCAAAUCACACCCGGCUUUCUAUGGCACUCACACCCAUGGUGUUGGUUUUUCAAGGGGACUUUAAUCGCCACUCUGCAACUCCUUGCAAACUGGUUCAAUGUUCUUUUUGUUCAGAAAACCCCUGGUUAUGAGGACGUUCCUGUUAUUCAAUUGAUGCUUCUCUGGUGCUCAAUGCCUCGGCUUGCUUGGCUAACGAUUUUGCUGAUUGGUGUACAACCCUUUGGAGCGAUGAAAUUCUCCGCGGCCGCGUCUUUGUUAUUUGCAGAAAUGAUCCUCCAGUCUCUAUCAUCAUAUUACAUGGUUAUGACCGUCAAUUAUGGUCGAGAACACAACUUCUACUUUGGAGGUAUGGAAAGAGCAGAGAGAGGAAGAUCAGCAAAAAUCAUGUAUGCUGGAGCACUCAUGUGGCUUAUGAUUGUUGGCCUGGUGCUCAUUCAGUCAAUGCGGGCCACGCGUAGGAUGAACAGGUUGAUUGGAUCUGGUAGUCUCAACCCACCAAAGUGGCAGAGAGGCAAGCAGACAAUAUCAAAAAUUGCGGAGGAUCUGAUGGUCUGCUUGAAUGAACUUUGCACAAGGUUCAGGGAGGAUUCGGCACAUUAUUGGAUGGACGAGAGUAGGGGCUCAGAAGAAACACCAUUGACAAGUAGCGAGGGAGGAGAUUACAAGAUGUAUGGCACUUUCUCUGUUAAAGACCAACAUCACUGGGUUUCCCAGAAAGCAUUUGUGGAAUUGUAUGCGGCCACGGUCAUAAGCAUGCUCUUUCUCUGGAUCGCGCAGUGGCUCUUUUGGGGCGGAUUUAUUGGUCUUAGUUCGGAAGAGUUCUGUCCCCCUAAGCUUGGGGUUCUCACAGCUGUCUGGAUUGUUUUCUCAUUGGCAGGCGCUAUUAUUAUUAUUAUUUAA